AAAGCGAUACAAAAACAAAACCAAACUAACUGCAAACAAAAUAAACUAAAACAUCGACCAUCGACGAAAUAACAGAAAACAAAGUCUGAGUUGUCUCAUUGCCUGAUUGUCUGUGUUUUCAGUUGAUUUUUGAGUGUGUUCGAGGUAAGACUACCUUUUCAGUAUCCGUUUUGGCAGAAUAAUGGAACUCAAGACUGUUGAAAAACUGAUUUCUUUGAUCAGGGACAGACCAACUAUCUAUGGACCGAGACCAAAGCGAGGCAAAAAGAAACACCAGAGAAUUCUCGAUGAACUUUGGAAGGAGGUGGCUCUUCAGAUGAAUCGUUCGGUACGCGAAUGUAAACUGAAAUGGACCACCUUAAGGAAUUGCUAUGCAAGGUUAUUGCGUGAAGAACGUUUACAUAAAGUAAAAAAAAGACACUGGCAUCUAAGAAACGAAAUGAGUUUUUUAAGAGGUCACAUUCAGCCAUAUACCGAAGUUAGAGGAAUAACUCAUAAACGAACUGCUUCGGUACGCACUAAGUUACCACCAGAUUCGUUAUCAACAACAAAUAACUCAUUUGACGAAAAUAACUUUUCACCUACGAUCGAUCAACUUCAACCUAAUGAAACUUCAGCACACAGUAGCAAAACUAUCGAGAACUCAACAAUUGUACAUGAUUUUUUAAUUGUCGAUCAUAAUAACGAACAAUCCUUAAACAAUAAUAAUUGGGAACAAGAACAGGAACAAUUGCCAAUUCCAGCAGAAGGAAAUGAGACAAUCAACUAUUGUCCAACGAUCAAUUUAAAUCCGUUUUCACUAACUGAAAGAAUAAUCGAAACACCAGAAGAAAAUUCUCAGCUUUCGAAAUAUAAAGAAGAACGAUCUGAAGCAAAUAUGUUGUUCUUGAGGAGUUUGUUGCCCGAUAUAAAUAAACUUUCGGACAGGAAGCAGAGAAUUUUCAAACGGAAAACCUUAGAAGUGCUAGAGUUAUUAUUUGAUGAAGAUGAAUUUGAUGUGUCUAGGGAUGAUAACCUUCAUGUGAGGCAAUGCCAAAUACCAAGAUCUAACUAUAGCGUUCAGCAGAAUCUCAAUCAUUCAGCUAUAGGUUCGGAAAAGUUUGUUCAAAAAGUCGAACCAACGAGCCCAUAGACAUAAAAUGUUUCAUAACUAAAUAUUUAAAAUAUAAUAAUUAUAAACUUAUAAAGCACAUGUGUAAAUAUUGUAAACUAGUUUUUAAUCAAAAUAUGUGGGGUUUAAAUUAAGACUAUUAAUAUUAAA
Messenger RNA from Eupeodes corollae, 1261 nucleotides. RefSeq lists its product as uncharacterized. The transcript is spliced from 2 exons. Gene Ontology annotation, cellular component: transcription regulator complex; nucleus. The coding region runs from base 182 to 1132 and encodes 316 amino acids. Gene Ontology annotation, molecular function: DNA binding. Gene Ontology annotation, biological process: regulation of transcription by RNA polymerase II. Lineage: Eukaryota; Metazoa; Arthropoda; Insecta; Diptera; Syrphidae. The record is from RefSeq and is a predicted model, not a curated record.